Messenger RNA from Python bivittatus (Burmese python), 822 nucleotides. Lineage: Eukaryota; Metazoa; Chordata; Lepidosauria; Squamata; Pythonidae. The record is from RefSeq and is a predicted model, not a curated record.
GGCCUCCUAUCAGAUUGAUGGAUGGUGAGAAUAAGAAAGAGGGCCGAGUGGAGAUCUAUAUUAAUGGCCAGUGGGGGACAAUUUGUGAUGAUGGAUGGUCUGAUAAGGAUGCAGCUGUGGUAUGUCGACAACUGGGCUACAAAGGUUCAUCACGAGCAAGGACUAUGGCAUAUUUUGGGGAAGGAAAAGGUCCUAUUCACGUGGAUAAUGUGAAAUGCACUGGAAAUGAAAGAUCCCUCAUUGAUUGCAUUAAACAGGAUAUUGGCAAACAUAAUUGUCGUCACAGUGAAGAUGCUGGUGUCAUCUGUGACUAUCUUAGCAAGAAAGCAUCCAGUAAUAAAGAUUCUCUUGCUUCUGUGUGUGGUUUAAGAAUAUUGCAUCGUCGCCAAAAGCGGAUCAUUGGUGGAAAAAACUCCUUAAGAGGUGGCUGGCCCUGGCAAGUAGCUUUGCGCAUGAAAUCAUCCCAUGGCGAUGGAAGACUUCUGUGUGGUGCCACUCUUAUCAGCAGUUGCUGGGUGCUCACCGCAGCGCAUUGUUUUAAGAGGUAUUGCAAAAAUACUCGAAACUAUGUGGUGCGCGUUGGAGACUACCACACGUUGGUACCCGAGGAGUAUGAAGAAGAAAUUGGAGUACAAGAAAUUGUGCAACACACAGAAUAUAGGCCUGACAGCAAUGAUUAUGACAUUGCACUAGUGAGGUUGCAAGGAGCUCAAGAACAGUGUACUCGCUUUAGCACUCAUGUUUUACCUGCCUGUUUGCCAUUCAGGCGGGAGAGGCCACAGAAAACUACUAAUUGUUACAUCUCUGGUUGGGGUGAUACAG